Arabis nemorensis is the source of this 537-nucleotide messenger RNA. The record is from the annotation of a GenBank genome assembly. Lineage: Eukaryota; Viridiplantae; Streptophyta; Magnoliopsida; Brassicales; Brassicaceae.
AUGGGUACUUUCAGGUUUCAUCAGUACCAGGUUGUCGGAAGAGCUCUCCCGACAGAGAAAGAUGUGCAGCCUAAGAUUUACCGGAUGAAGCUUUGGGCCACGAACGAGGUUCGUGCCAAGUCCAAGUUCUGGUAUUUCUUGAGGAAGCUGAAGAAGGUUAAGAAGAGUAAUGGCCAGAUGCUCGCCAUCAACGAGAUUUUUGAGAAGAACCCGACAAAGAUCAAGAAUUUUGGAAUCUGGUUGAGGUACCAAAGUCGUACUGGAUACCAUAACAUGUACAAGGAAUACCGUGACACCACUCUUAACGGAGCUGUGGAACAGAUGUACACAGAGAUGGCUUCCCGACACCGUGUCAGAUUCCCUUGCAUCCAGAUCAUCAAGACAGCCACUGUCCCUGCCAAGCUAUGCAAGAGAGAGAGCACCAAACAGUUCCACAACAGUAAGAUCAAGUUCCCCUUGGUGUUCCGCAAGGUGAGACCACCAAGCAGGAAGCUGAAGACGACUUACAAGGCCUCCAAACCCAACUUGUUCAUGUAA